This is a messenger RNA of Eleginops maclovinus (Patagonian blennie), 2080 nucleotides long. It is a transcript of the gene prune2, whose product is annotated as prune homolog 2 with BCH domain. Gene Ontology annotation, cellular component: cytoplasm. NCBI's taxonomy places the organism in Eukaryota, Metazoa, Chordata, Actinopteri, Perciformes, Eleginopidae. The transcript is spliced from 12 exons. The coding region runs from base 342 to 1364 and encodes 340 amino acids. The record is from RefSeq and is a predicted model, not a curated record. Gene Ontology annotation, biological process: apoptotic process.
CGGUCCGCAGUGUGCAAAGGUCUGCCCGGCUGCUGUCUGUCUUACAGUCAGGACAAAAGAGAAGGAGAGUCGUUCAGCUGUGGGGAGAACAAUGCCUGUUUCUGUGCGAGGAGGGUCUGAUGUCAGUGCCUGAGGAAGCUGCUGAGAGCUGCCGGAGCAGGUGAUCUCCCUUAUUUGGUAGUGGCCCAGAUCAUGUGACCACAAAAUGGUGGAAGCUGUGAGCUGUUUGUAAGCUGAGCAUCUCUACGAGAGGCUGGGAGAAAGAGCAGGAAGGCAGCACGUCCAUGCUCUGAGACACACCAGGACAGAGCUUCCCGAGCCCCAGCAGCGGUCCUCCUGGGAUGGACCUGGCAUCAGAGAGCAAAAUGAACUCUGAGGGGGGCGAAGGCCGACCAGUCCCUCCCACCUCCCUCCCCCUGCAGGGUGGGCCCUCCCAGAGGAAGAAGCUCUCGGCCCCUCGCAUCAGCCUGUCUCUGGACCAGAGUGAGGACGACCUGGGGGAGACGCCCGACGACCUGGACAUCAACGUGGACGACCUGGACACUCCGGAUGAGGGGGACUACCUCGACUACACCGACCACGAGAUGGACUGGGAAGACCCCAACCCAGCCAGUAGGGGGGGGCCCAGCGAGCCUUCCUACUCCAUCCCGACGUACAGCGCUGAGGAGGAGCGUCAGGACGGGAAGCUGUGGAGGACGGUGGUCAUCGGGGAGCAGGAGCACCGCAUCAACAUGAAGGUCAUCGAGCCCUACAUGAGGGUCAUCUCACACGGAGGUUACUAUAGCAACGGGGUGAACGCCAUCAUCGUGUUCGCCGCCUGCUUCCUGCCAGACAGCGACCGAGAGGAGUACCAUGAGAUAAUGGAGAACCUCUUCCUCUAUGUGAUCAGCACCCUGGAGCUGAUGGUGGCGGAGGAUUACAUGAUCGUGUAUCUGAACGGAGCGACGCCUCACCGGAGGAUGCCCGGCCUUGGCUGGCUGAAGAAAUGCUACCAGAUGAUCGACAGAAGGCUCAAGAAGAAUUUGAAAUCCUUCAUCAUUCUCCAUCCGUCGUGGUUCAUCAGGACGAUACUGGCCAUCACCAAGCCCUUCAUCAGCACCAAGUUCAGCAGUAAGAUUAAGUACGUGAACAGUUUGGACGAGCUGCAGGAAACCAUCCCCAUGGACAGCAUCCAGAUCCCAGAAUGCAUCAUUACGCUUGACAAGGAGCUGAAGGAGGCAGCGGAGAACUCAAAGAGGAAUAGUUUUCUGCUGGGGUUGGAUUCAACAACACUAACAACAGCAGCAGCAGCAGCAGCAGGAGGAGGAGGAGGAGGAGGAGGCAGGACGAACAGACCGGACGCAGCCGGGGCCAGCAGCUCCUAAACCCACGGGUCCUUCAAUGUUCAAAGGUGUAUUGUACGGGUAAAGCUGGAAAUCAGAGGCCUGUAAAACCAGUGUGUGUAUGUGUGUGUGUGUGUGUGUGUGUCUGUUUGUUAUUUAGACACUGGAGUUGAAUAUGAAAACACACCUUGUUAAAAGAUCUUUACGGAGCAGCUGGAGUCCGCUGGGACGCUCGGAUGUUCACGGCAGGUUAAGAAAUGCAAUCACACACACCAGACGGACGGUGCGUCGCUCAUCCGUCGUAGAGGCUGUAGUGUCGUAGUCGUGUGCAUGAGACGCAGUGGAGCAAUAAUGUCACCCUUUACCGGUCACACACACACCCAGUGUUUCACAUAGAAAAAAAGGCCUCGUCAGCAGUCCUCAAUAAAAGCACAAGGUGAAGCCAAACUAAACAACCUGUGCCAUAGACGACCAACACUGCAUUCAAGCAAUCCACUCUCUGUCUUAAUUCAGCUAAGGAGUUAAUAGAUAUUAUAGAGUCUUUAUGAAAGAGUAAGUUAACUAUGAUCAGUGUGUGUUCACUGUCCUCGAGGAGAAACAGAGUUAAUUAAAGAUGGGAUUCCUGUAAAGCACAAUAUCUUCUAUGUGUGUGUGUGUGUGUGUGUGUGUGUGCAUGUCCCCUCAUAGAGAGCUGAUGAGCUGUGUGGAGGAUGUGCAGAGGAUCCCUGUCGAGUAACUCAAUAAACCUUAAGUCUCAA